AUGGCGCUUUGCCCGCUAGCACCCGCCACGUGUCACGCCACUCGAACGCCACUAGCGUCGAGUGCGGGGAAGAGUGCGGGGAAGAGUGCGGGGAAGAGUGCGGAGAAGAGUGCGGGGAAGAGUGCGGGGAAGCGUGCGGGGAAGAGUGCGGGGAACAGUGCGGGGAAGAGUGAGGGGAAGAGUGCGGGGAAGAGUGCGGGGAAGCGUGCGGGGAAGAGUGCGGGGAAGAGUGCGGAGAAGAGUGCGGGGAAGAGUGCGGGGAAGCGUGCGGGGAAGAGUGCGGGGAAGAGUGCGGAGAAUAGUGCGGGGAAGAGUGCGGGGAAGCGUGCGGGGAAGAGUGCGGGGAAGAGUGCGGGGAAGAGUGCGGGGAAGAGUGCGGGGAAGCGUGCGGGGAAGCGUGCGGGGAAGCGUGCGGGGAAGAGUGCGGGGAAGAGUGCGGGGAAGAGUGCGGGGAAGAGUGCGGGGAAGAGUGCGGGGAAGAGUGCGGGGAAGAGUGCGGGGAAGAGUGCGGGGAAGAGUGCGGGGAAGAGUGCGGGGAAGAGUGCGGGGAAGAGUGCGGGGAAGAGUGCGGGGAAGAGUGCGGGGAAGAGUGCGGGGAAGAGUGCGGGGAAGAGUGCGGGGAAGAGUGCAGGGAAGAGUGCGGGGAAGACUCCUGCUUCUGCGUUUAUUGGGUUGCACCAUGUGGGGAUAUUGUGCGCGGAUCUGGACAAAGCACUUGACUUCUACUGCGGCGUGCUGGGCCUGGAGGUGAAUGACUCGCGGCCCAAUCAGAAGCUGCCAUAUGGCGGCAAAUGGUUGUGGAUUGGUCAAGGGGAGGGCAGCAGGGGUGGCAUGAUCCACCUUAUGGUGCUGCCCAAUCCUGAUCCGACAUCUGGCAGACCUGAGCACGGCGGUCGGGACCGACACACGUGCAUCGAGGUUGCUGAUGUGGCACCGCUACAGGCUGCGCUGGAUAGAGCAGGAAUUCCUUACACUAUGAGCCAGUCAGGCCGGCCAGCUGUGUUCUGCCGUGACCCAGAUGGGAAUGCUCUGGAGUUUGCACAAUUUUAG
Closterium sp. Naga37s-1 is the source of this 1050-nucleotide messenger RNA. NCBI's taxonomy places the organism in Eukaryota, Viridiplantae, Streptophyta, Zygnematophyceae, Desmidiales, Closteriaceae. The record is from the annotation of a GenBank genome assembly.